GCCAUAUUCACCCUUGUUGUCGAAGACGCAAUAACUAGAUAAGCUUGUUUUUACCCCACUUUGUGUUACGAUGGAGAGCCGCCGCUUGUUGGACUGGAAUGGUCAUGAUGAUGAGGAUCGGCCAAUGGAGAAGCUGACUGACAUUGAGCUGACAAGCAUCAGCAGUACGUCUGCUGAACCACGGAGGUUGCUGUCUGAUGCGAAUAACAUCAUUAUUCAGGAUGAAGAUGUGGAGACUCCCCAUGGUCGGAUCAGGGUGGCCAUACAGGGGGACAGGACUAAACCUGCCAUACUUACCUUCCAUGACAUUGGACUCAACCAUAUCAGCUGUUACCAGGGUUUCUUCAGCUUCCCGGAAAUGCAACCCAUAUUGAGACACUUCUGUGUGUACCAUCUGGAUGCGCCAGGCCAGGAAGAGGGUGCUCUGCAGCUCAAGCAGAUGUUUAUGUACCCAACCAUGGACCAACUAGCUCAGGCGGUUUACUAUGUCAUUGACUACUUUGGGAUAAAGCGAGUUCUGGGGUUCGGUGUGGGAGCCGGAGCCAAUGUCCUCACAAGACUGGCUCUGCAGCAGCCAAAUCGUGUGGAUGCUCUGGUUCUGAUCAAUCCCACAGCCAAAAUGCCAGGGUGGAUUGAGUGGGGAUAUCAGAAGAUGAACUCUUGGUACCUAUUCGGAGGACAGAUGACAAACUUCACAGAGGAGUACCUGUUGUGGCACUGGUUUGGAAAGAAAACUCGCUGGCAAAACCAUGACUUGGUGCAUGUUUUCCAGGACUAUAUCAAAGUGAUGAAUGCCCACAACCUGAGUCUGUUCAUUGAGUCAUACAUCAAACGAGAUGAUCUGGGUGUGGUGCGAGAACUUGACCCAAUCAAGAAAUCUGUCUCAAAAGCUGUCAAAUGUCGCACCUUGAUCCUGGUGGGAGAUGACUCUCCUCAUAUUGAUGAAGUGGUGGACAUGAAUGGUAGGAUGGACCCGCAGGAAACCGACUUCAUGAAGAUUGCCGACUGUGGUGGGAUGCCUCUGGAUGAACAACCAGGCAAAGUAUGUGAGGCCUUCAAACUAUUCCUGCAGGGCAUGGGAUAUGUGCCAGCACUAAAACAAACAAGCAGUGUGGCUUCUAAGGCUCGUCAACAACAACAGGCAGAAGAAAUGAGCCAGAUAGCCAGUGGAGAGAUUCGCUCUCCAACAGUCUGCUGAGGAGUUACCUCCCCUUCAACCCUGCUUUACACGUAUAUUGUAGGUGAUCAAUCUCAUUCAAGGUGUGGUCAGCCUAAAACCCGGGUCACAUGCUUAUAUACAAAUAGAAACGUGCCCAGAUGACAUUUUGGGCAAAUUUGAAUGAUUUUGUCUGCUUGACUCACCUUUAUAACCUGUCUUACACUUGGAUUUCUAUCCAGUCUGUAUCUUAUGUAUAUGACACAAUAACAGUGCCUCUUAAGAGCUUUGAAUGACAAUCUGAUCACCUCUGUAAACAAUGGUGUUAUCUUGUGGCUUUUGUCCUACAUUCACUGUGUCAUCAACUACUUGAAUAGAAUCAAAAGACUGUGAUAUAUUGUCUUUUUGGUGUGUAUUAAGGUUGCAAAUAUUGUAUUUUGUAGUUAAAUGACGAACUGGAAAUUAAAACUACUGAUGAAAAGUUAUACAAGUGAAAGGAAAGAUUCCACUACAAGACAAGAGUGAAGUACAUGUCAUUUUAACAAGUGCAGAGGAUAUGUUUUGACUGUGAUCAAUAUCUGUGAACUGAAAGAAACUAGAGCCCAGAAUCAUUUUGUACGGUUUGUGAUCUCAGAGUUUAUUCAGAGGUGCUUGAACACAGUACAGUUGAAGUUGUAAAUGCGGCCAUUUAUCUGACGCCAGUUUUACAAGCUUAUAUACAAUGAUUUAGUGUUUAAUGUAGUAAAUUAUAAACAUGAAUGUUUUGUUUUUUUUCAACUGGUAUGGCAGUAUUGGAUAGAGCCCCCAAAAUGAUUUUCUUGUGACAAGUUUGAAUAACACAUAAUACUGUAAUUCAGCUUCUUUAUGUAGCAUGUUUAGACAGAUAUAAAAUCAUGUUAAUAAAUACAUACCCUGUCAAUAGAUUAUUAGACAUACAUGUUUUUAAAAGUCACUUCAGCUCUCUCCAAUGCAACUGUGAUUAAGGAUUUUCUCGUAAAUGUACAUAGAAGUAGCAGUGAGAGCAUAUCUCUGUAUGUUUUACAUGUAGUUCACUUUCAUGACCAUUUUGUAGUUUUGAGAUCAUAGAUCAGUUAUUCUUGAUUUUUCUAACCAGAUAUAAAGGUGUAUUAAUACAGAUUAAUCAGCUAUAAUCCUCUAUGUUAAUUGUUACAUCAGACCAUGAUCUCUAAAGGAUUAUCCUAGCUUUACCCCUGGGCACGACUGUUUAGGAACUAAUCAUAUUGUGAUUGUACAAACCAGAGCCAGUAGUAUGUGAUGUAGUAAUAACUCACGGAAUAUUUGAACCAGUUCUGUGUUAUAAGGUUUAGAAAUAGGCUUCCUUGCCUAACACAUACUAAUGAAGUAGUCCAAAUGAUUCUAAGCCUUUUUUCAAACAAAGGCUUUUGAUAAUAGACAAGCCUUCACACUUACAUGCUUUUGGCCUUUUUAUUUGCAUACUUUCCAUUGCAAGAUUAUGUUUUUUUUUGGUGGCCUUAGUUCAACCACUUAGAACAAAAAAAAAAUAGGUCGAAAUGUGAUCCACUACUUUUCUUCAUUAAAGAAUGUGUCCAAACUUCACCCUCAGCUGAUCCUCAAUCAGGGUGGAGUCAAAAUAUGAUCCUGUACAAAGACAGUCCAUAUCUUGUGUGGUUGUUCUGUACUAACAUUUUUUUUUAUCAUUACCGAUUUGUGAGUUUGUUUUAGCAUUUUUUAAGAAGCAUUUGUAUAAAACCAUGAUUUGUAUUUUAUGACAUGCAUCAUCAUUUAACUUGUUGGAAUGCUGGUUUUGUUUCUUGCUUCAAAUACAUUACUGGCUAUGAAACAAAUUAUCAGAUUUAUUGAAUAUUGCAAUAGGUAUAUUUCUCACCAAGUUUUUAGUGUUUAAACCAAGCCUUUAUCACUUUUUCCUAACCAGAACGAUUCACCUGGAAUGGAUAGGAGGUCUGCAUAUGCUGCAAUUUUAUUACGCAGUGUAUUUUCAUUAUCCCAACUAUUUUUAUGUCUUUUUUUAGUAUGCUUAAAUGUUUUAUUGUUAAAAAGAGGCUAUAGUAUAUUGUAUAUGUAUUUUAUUACUGCAUAUUUGUGGUGUAACACAACAUGUGUUCUGUGCUUCAUUUGUAUGCAUUUAUAGCAGCAUUGUUCAUGUAGUCAACAACAGUUCCAUAUGAAGUCAACAUUCCAUUCUGUAAAUACUAGUAAUAGACAGUUCCUAAUUUGUCAUUUGUUGUCACGGUUCAUUUAGAAGACAGGUGUUAACUUAGUCAAGCAUUCUUUUUAAAAGAGUAAUUUUAUCAUUCACAAAUGAUAGUUGUUUCCUGUGUGGAGAAAAUUAGAAUUAUUAUGUAUAUUAAGUUUAGAUUGUAAAUAAUGUAGACUUGUAUUCAGAUCUUGAAAGUGUGGUCCAAAAGUUCUAAACAAAUAUGUUGUAAAUUUAUGAGGAAAAAUGAAGGUAUACUUUAUUCAUAGAUGAUUCUCUUAUGAUUGUGAAAUGGAUGUAGUUUAGAAAUCCAGCUGCCAGUGUUUUUAAGAUUUGUAUCAUAACAACAUGUACAUACGGAUGAAUUCACUCAAUAUCCAGAGCUGGUGCUUCAAUGCAAAGGUUGAUAGUAUGUAAACAGAGCCUCCCUGGACUCGCUUGUAUAGGGCCCGUGUUCACUUUUGCGAAGAGCUGGGUGAAUUGUACACACUCAUAACGGGCCACAAACACACUCAUAACGGGCCACAUACACACUCAUAACGGGCCACAUACACACAUAUUAACAGGCCAAAUACACGCAUAUUAGUUAAAUAAAGCAACUCUGCAUUAAAUGGACUGUCUCCUUCCCUUCAAUAUUAACAACUUUAUUUGAAGAU
This is a messenger RNA of Liolophura sinensis, 4009 nucleotides long. Its product is annotated as protein NDRG3-like. The record is from RefSeq and is a predicted model, not a curated record. The transcript is spliced from 14 exons. Lineage: Eukaryota; Metazoa; Mollusca; Polyplacophora; Chitonida; Chitonidae. The coding region runs from base 71 to 1198 and encodes 375 amino acids.